Molecule: messenger RNA, 1405 nt
Organism: Labeo rohita (rohu)
Lineage: Eukaryota; Metazoa; Chordata; Actinopteri; Cypriniformes; Cyprinidae
Gene: ciao2a
Product: cytosolic iron-sulfur assembly component 2A
Exons: 5
Coding region: 59-532 (157 amino acids)
Source: RefSeq, a predicted model, not a curated record
AGGAGCGGAAGCGCGUGCGCUUGACCGUUUCAGCGAUGGAGAUGGACCGGACCGGAUCAUGGAGCUCGUGUCCGGACUGCUGAGCCGAGUGUGGCUUUUGACGGGACUUUCUGACGUGACGAAUGACAACAGAAGCAAGAAAAUGGAGGAAAAAGCGCUGGAGGUGUAUGACGUGAUUCGGACGAUCCGUGACCCGGAGAAGCCCAACACUCUGGAGGAGCUGGACGUGGUGACGGAGAAGUGUGUGGAGGUCCAGGAGCUCGGGGACGAUGAGUAUCUGAUCAUCAUCAGGUUCUCUCCAACCGUCCCGCACUGCUCUCUGGCCACUCUGAUAGGUCUGUGCUUACAAGUCAAACUUCAGCGCUGCCUGCCGUUCAAGCACAAGCUGGAGAUUUACAUAACUGAGGGAACGCACUCGACUGAGGAGGAUAUUAACAAACAGAUCAAUGAUAAGGAGCGCGUGGCAGCCGCCAUGGAGAACCCCAACCUGCGGGAGAUCGUGGAGCAGUGCGUAACCGAACCGGACGACUGACUUUGACUUCUAAGCGGGUUUGCUUUCUUAAACGGACUGUCUGAUGAAACCUCACUCUGUCAAAUAGCAGUCGCCGCUGUAAAUAGCAGAAAAAAAGCGAUCGAUACGCAGCCGUGGCCUUCAUGUCUUCAUAACAGCAGGGCGUCUGCCGACUGCUGAGCGCGCGGGUCUCCGGAGAGACGGAGGUCUCCGGCCUUUCCGCCUGUCUUCGCGUUUGUUUGUUUGUUCUUCUGAGUUCGGCUCGUUGAAAAACAACAUUACUCGAGCUGAGAGACAAAACACAGCGACUUCCUGUUCAACUUCCUUGGUAAACAAGCAAUAUGUUGCAUCAAACCACAUAAGAAACAAUAUUUCACUCAAGAAUUGAAAAAGGAACUAACCCUCAUGUCCUCGUCUGACUUUUUGUUUCCGUUUCCAUACAGUAAAAUCGUACCAUGAAAUGAUCCAAAAGACACAAAAAGCAUAAAAAAUGAUCAUUUAUGAGGCAAAGUGUGACAUUUAUGAUACUGCAAUGAUGCUUUUAUGGUAUUUUUAGUAUCCGUCCUCAUUCACUUUCACUGUAUGGAAAAGAGCAGCUUGGACAUUCUGUGUAAUAUCACAUAUUUCGUUUUCUAUAAAUGAAAGUGAGUCAAACAGGUUUGGAACGACGAAGUUGAGUGUAUGAUAAUAAAUUGACAAUAAAUGUAUGUGGAAAAAUAAGAAGAAAUGUCAGAGCUCUGUUAUCGAUCCUGCAGUCUAUAUGCGAAAUGAACUACUUUUUAAGGAUUUUUUCUGUAAUCUGUAAUGAUGAGUUUGUAAAUAAUUUCAUUUUGUAAGGAAAAAGUCUAUAUUUGUAGAAUUUAAGAUCUUACAAAUAAAAACCUUCUCAGAGAA